Messenger RNA from Saccostrea cuccullata (small rock oyster), 1850 nucleotides. RefSeq lists its product as uncharacterized. The coding region runs from base 57 to 1625 and encodes 522 amino acids. The record is from RefSeq and is a predicted model, not a curated record. The transcript is spliced from 3 exons. Gene Ontology annotation, molecular function: protein binding. Lineage: Eukaryota; Metazoa; Mollusca; Bivalvia; Ostreida; Ostreidae.
AUAUUCGGUGGACCUGAAAGACUGGUAAAAAAUAAAGGUGAACAGAUAAAUUAAGAAUGAAGAAACAUGGAAGACAAACUAAAACUGCUGCCAGAGACAGUUCUGUAGGUAAAGGGACGAAACCCGGGAAAACGUAUAACCUCCGGAAAAGAAAGUACGAGUGGGGACAGGACGGAGAAGAUGAAAGAUCAAUAAAUAUCCCAAAUCCCAAACAGAGACGGGUCCAGACAGAGGAUAAUGAGGAAACGACAGACAGAAGUCCAACACCCUCGGCUAGACGUUCAAAUCAUCCUACUAGUGUAAAUAAAUCAAACGAAAAAGGGGGAAAUUUUCAUAUCAACACAAAAAGACCAAUGAAAAGAAAAACUGCGAGGAAAUCAAAAGGUACCCAUCUUGAUGUAGAAUAUCAAACGAAGAGGGCACAGAUAAUGCUUCGAUCUUCCAUUAAACAUACUAAAGACAGCAAGGAAAAAGUAAAUACGCACACUAAUUCUAAACAGUUUCUAAAAGUAAAGAAAAACAAGGAGAAAGAAAGCCUUUCGCGUAGAAAUCAGAAAGCAAUUUUGAAAAAACAAAGUAGGCGGAGCAGGAUAAUAAAUCCUGGAGUAAAAAGUCCGACCCCAAAUAAAAGCUUUCAUCAAAAGAGGAUGGUCUUAAAGGAAGAAAAAUUAGGAACUAACAGUGACCUGAAUUCUAAAGCCGAAAGCUUUAAAAAGUCAAAAGCAAAGAUGAUUAAACAAAAUUUGCCUGGGAAUGAACGCAUAUUGUUUAAGACACAAAAUACUAUAGGAUUGACAGACGAAACAUCUGCAGAAGAAUUUUUCAAAAUGUUUCUAACGAAAAUUGACGUUAAACACCAUCCUAAGGUAGGUCUAGAAAAUGAGAUUGGAUGGAUACAUGGAAUCAGUAUAUCACAAGACAACCUAGUUUGUGUGAGUCAUUUUGGAUACACAGUGCAGCUUAGAAAUACAACAGGCGAAGUCAUGAAAACUUUUAAAUUAGAUUUCAGACCUGUAUUCAUUUGCUGUACGCCCUCUGGUGAUGUGUUGAUUACACGGGGAUAUUGUGCUCGUAAACCUUUCAUUACCUCAAUAUCAAGAGAAGGAGAUGUAAAAGUGUUAGCCGAUCUUUCUUCCUUCGCAUCAAAAUUAUGUGGAAUUUUAUGCCAAGAUGAAAGAAUAUUUGUUGUUGCACGUAGACCAAAAGAUAAAAAUUCCUUCAUUAUCAAACUUACGGAGAAUGGAGAAGUUGAAGAAGUAUACCCCACGCAGAAAUCCUCAGAUGAUUUUAAUCAGAUAAUUUCAUUAAAUGGUCAAAUAGUUGCCGUUUACAAUCAUUUGGGUGGUUUAAUCCCUUUGGAAACCAAUGAAAUUUCCACACGAAAGCUAAACAAAAUUGACAUACCGGUAACUUCAUAUUCAUUGAGUGCAUCCGUGGACAAGUUCGGGAACGUUAUCAUGGCAUCAGACACUUCUCUUUUUAUUAUCAAUCCAAGUCUGGAGUACAUGCAUGAAGUAGAUACUGGUAUUUCUGGAGACAUCGUCGCAACAGCUGUUGAUCAAGAAAAUCAGUUGUGGUUCGGUACCAGCUCUGGAGACCUGUAUUCUACGAAAUACCUGAAAUGAUUGUACUAUAAAAUUUACUUUUCUCUGACCGAUCUUUACAUUUCCUUCAAAAUGUUAUUUUUCUUUUUUUUUUCUUAAAGCAGAGCAAAAGAAACGCAACAAGCAAAUGAACUUUUUGAAUAAGGAUUUUCAAAAAUGAUUAUUGUUAGGUUAAAUUCGAGUUAAAAACAUCAGAGAUUGAUGAAAGUGUAACAUGAUUAUCUUUAAACUUUAGAAAGUAACACA